AUGGCGGCGGACUUAGAGGCGGAGGUGCAGGCCAUUGACAAGAGCCUGCUGGAGUGCUCCGCUGAGGAGAUCGCCGUGAAAUGGCUGCAAGCAAAUGACCUUCAGAAAGAAGUAUACCAGCAUCUGGCCUAUUAUGUACCAAAAAUCUACUGCAGGGGUCCUAACCCUGCCCCACAAAGAGAAGACAUGCUGGCACAACAUGUUUUGCUGGGACCAAUGGAAUGGUAUCUUUGUGGCGAAGAUCCUGCAUUUGGUUUUCCAAAGCUUGAGCAAGCGAACAAACCUUCCCAUCUCUGUGGCCGUGUUUUUAAAGUGGGAGAGCCUACGUAUUCUUGCAGAGACUGUGCAGUUGACCCAACUUGUGUGUUAUGCAUGGAGUGCUUUCUUGGAAGUAUUCAUAGAGAGCACCGAUACAGGAUGACAACAUCAGGUGGAGGAGGUUUCUGUGACUGUGGUGAUACAGAAGCUUGGAAAGAAGGUCCUUACUGUCAAAAGCAUGAACUUAACACUUCAGAGACUGCAGAAGAAGAGGAUCCUCUUGUGCACUUACCAGAAGAUAUGGUAGCAAGAGCUUAUAACAUCUUUGCCAUCACAUUUAAAUAUGCAGUAGAUAUAUUAACAUGGGAAAAGGAAAAUGAAUUGCCUGGCCUAGAAAUGAUUGAGAAGAGUGACACUUACUACUGCAUGCUGUUUAAUGAUGAAGUCCAUACCUAUGAACAAGUUAUUUAUACUCUUCAGAAGGCUGUCAACUGCACGCAGAAGGAAGCUAUUGGUUUUGCAACAACAGUAGAUAGAGAUGGACGUAGGUCUGUUCGAUAUGGAGACUUUCAGUACUGCGAUCAAGCAAAAUCAGUAAUAGUGAGAAAUACCAGUCGUCAGACAAAGCCAUUGAAAGUACAAGUUAUGCAUUCAUCUAUUGUUGCCCAUCAGAGCUUUGGUCUGAAGCUCCUAACUUGGCUUGGCAGUGUUAUUGGAUAUUCAGAUGGCCUUCGUCGAAUAUUGUGUCAGGUUGGUUUACAGGAGGGGCCAGAUGGUGAAAAUUCUUCUCUUGUGGAUAAGCUGAUGCUAUAUGAUUCUAAACUGUGGAAAGGAGCUAGAAAUGUGUAUCACCAGUUAUUCAUGAGCAGUCUACUUAUGGAUUUGAAAUACAAGAAACUUUUCGCUAUCCGCUUUGCGAGAAACUAUGAGCGAUUGCAGAGUGAUUUUAUGAAAGAUGACCACGACAGAGAGUUCUCAAUUGCUGACCUCUCGAUACAGAUAUUCACAGUGCCUUCUCUUGCCCCCACCCCCCCCCCCCGCAAAGAAAAUCUCAUGACCACUAUCAUCAAAACUUUUAUGGACCACUUAAGGCACCGUGACAUCCAAGGCAGGUUUCAGUUUGAACGUUACACUGCUCUGCAGGCUUUCAAAUUCAGGCGUGUUCAGAGCCUUAUUUUGGAUCUCAAGUAUGUGUUGAUAAGUAAGCCAACUGAGUGGUCAGAUGACUUGAGGCACAAGUUCCUAGAGGGUUUUGAUGCCUUCUUAGAAUUACUCAAAUGUAUGCAGGGUAUGGAUCCAAUAACUCGUCAAGUAGGACAACACAUAGAAAUGGAACCAGAAUGGGAAGCAGCAUUUACGUUGCAGAUGAAAUUAACACUUGUUAUUUCAAUGAUGCAGGACUGGUGUGCAUUAGAUGAAAAAGUGUUAAUUGAAGCUUACAAGAAAUGCCUGACUGUGUUGAUGCAGUGUCAUAGUGGUUUUACUGAUGGAGAACAGCCUAUUGUUCUCAGUAUGUGUGGACAUUCAGUUGAGACCAUCAGAUACUGUGUUUCUCAGGAAAAAGUUAGCAUUCAUCUCCCAGUUUCUCGUUUACUUGCAGGCUUGCAUGUUUUGCUGAGUAAAACUGAAGUGGCAUAUAAGUUUCCAGAGCUGCUACCCCUGAGUGAACUUAGCCCGCCUAUGUUAAUAGAACAUCCACUACGAUGCCUAGUCCUAUGUGCCCAAGUGCAUGCAGGGAUGUGGCGAAGAAAUGGGUUCUCUCUUGUUAAUCAGAUUUAUUACUAUCAUAAUGUGAAGUGCCGGAGGGAGAUGUUUGACAAGGACAUAGUAAUGCUUCAGACAGGUGUGUCUAUGAUGGAUCCAAAUCACUUCUUGAUGAUAAUGCUGAGUCGCUUUGAACUUUAUCAAAUAUUUAGUACUCCAGACUAUGGCAAAAGAUUUAGCACGGAAAAUACUAACAAGGAUGUUGUUCAACAAAAUAACACUCUUAUAGAAGAGAUGCUAUACCUCAUUAUAAUGAUUGUUGGCGAAAGAUUCAGUCCUGGAAUAGGACAGGUAAAUGCAACAGAUGAAAUCAAACGAGAGAUCAUCCAUCAGCUGAGCAUCAGGCCGAUGGCUCACAGUGAAUUGGUAAAGGCAUUACCUGAAGAUGAGAACAGAGAGACAGGAAUGGAAAGUGUGAUUGAAGAAGUGGCAUGUUUCAAGAAACCUGGAUUAACAGGCAGAGGGUUGUAUGAAUUAAAACCAGAUUGUGCCAGGAACUUCAAUCUGUAUUUCUAUCACUUUUCAAGGGCAGAGCAGUCAAAGGCAGAGGAAGCACAAAGAAAGCUGAAAAGACAGAACAGAGAAGAUACAGCACUCCCACCGCCAGCUCUUCCUCCUUUCUGCCCACUUUUUGCAAGUCUGGUUAAUAUUCUGCAAUCUGAUGUCAUGCUGUGCAUUAUGGGAACUAUACUGCAGUGGGCAGUAGAACACAAUGGGUAUGCCUGGUCAGAGUCCAUGCUGCAAAGGGUUUUGCAUUUGCUUGGAAUGGCACUACAAGAAGAAAAACAACAUCUGGAGAAUCUCAGUGAGGAGAAUGUUGUAACAUUUACCUUCACUCAGAAAAUAUCAAGACCAGGAGAGGCACCCAAUAAUUCCCCUAGUAUACUAGCUAUGCUAGAAACACUGCAAAACGCACCUCAUCUGGAGGUGCAUAAGGACAUGAUCAGAUGGAUAUUGAAGACUUUUAAUACUAUUAAGAAACUAAGAGAAAGCUCUUCUACAAGUCCUGUGGCUGAGACAGAAGGAAAUAUUAUGGAGGAGAGUUCACGUGAUAAAGACAAAGCUGAAAGGAAGCGAAAAGCUGAGAUUGCCAGAUUGCGCAGGGAAAAGAUCAUGGCCCAGAUGUCUGAGAUGCAACGGCACUUCAUUAAUGAAAACAAAGAACUCUUUCAGCAAACUUUGGAGGAGCUAGAUACUUCAACCUCCGGAGUACAUGAAAAUAGCCCUGUAAUUUCAGAUGCAAAACUCACUGCCUUGGGACCAGAGCAAACUAGAGUAGCUGAACACAGACAGGUUGUUAUGUGUAUAUUGUGUCAGGAGGAACAAGAAGUUAAAGUGGACAGCAGGGCUAUGGUCUUGGCAGCAUUUAUUCAGCGAUCAACUGUGUUGUCUAAAAAUAGAAACAAAAUUACUCCAGACCCUGAAAAGUAUGACCCAUUAUUCAUGCACCCAGAUCUGUCAUGUGGAACACAUACAGGUAGCUGUGGACAUAUUAUGCAUGCUCAUUGUUGGCAAAGGUAUUUUGAUGCUGUCCAAGCGAAAGAGCAACGAAGACAGCAAAGAUUACGAGUACACACAAGUUACGAUGUAGAAAAUGGUGAAUUCCUUUGCCCACUUUGUGAAUGUUUAAGCAACACUGUUAUUCCACUGCUUCCUCCACCAAGAGUUUUGUUUAACAGGUCUGUUUACUUUUCAGGCCAACCAAACCUUACUCAGUGGAUCAAAACAAUAUCCCAGCAAAUAAAAGCGCUGUAUUUACUUCGAGAUGAAGACUGUGCAAGCAAUUCUGGUAAUUCAGAAAAAAUGGAUCAGCUGCAAUUACCUGAAGGAUUUAGACCAGAUUUCAAACCGAAGAAUCCUUAUUCUGAGAGCAUAAAAGAGAUGUUGACAACUUUUGGUACGGCAACAUACAAAGUAGGCUUGAAGGUUCAUCCAAAUGAAGAAGAUCCACGUGUACCUAUAAUGUGCUGGGGCAGCUGUGCUUACACGAUACAGACUAUAGAACGAAUUUUAGCUGAUGAAGAUAAACCAUUAUUUGGUCAUUUACCUUGUCGACAGGAUGACUGCCUUACAUCAUUAACAAGAUUUGCAGCAGCUCACUGGACAGUUUCAUCUCUUUCAGCAGUACAGGGUCACUUUUGUACUCUCUUAGCAUCACUGGUGCCUAAUGAAAAAAAUGGAAAUCUUCCUUGCAUACUUGAUAUUGACAUGUUUCAUUUAUUGGUAAGCUUGGUGCUCUCUUUCCCUGCCAUACACUGUCAGGAUUUUUCAGGGGUUAGUCUUGGCACUGGAGAUCUUCACCUGUUUCAUCUUGUCACUAUGGCACACAUAGUACAAAUUUUACUUACCUCAUCAACAGAAGAGAAUGGCAUGGAUCAAGAAAACACUAACAGUGAAGAGGAAGUAGCUGUGCUUACACUGUAUAAAUUUCUUUGCCAGUGUACAGGAAGUGCCUUGAAAGAAAUUUCCUCAGGCUGGCACCUGUGGAGGAAUCUAAAAGCUGGAAUCAUGCCUUUCCUGAGAUGUUCUGCUUUGUUUUUCCAUUACUUAAAUGGAGUCCCAGCACCCUCAGAAGUUCAAGUAAAUGGAGCAAACCAGUUUGAACACUUAUGUAGCUAUCUUUCCUUGCCAAACAACCUCACUUGCCUUUUUCAAGAAAAUAGUGAGAUUCUGAACACGUUAAUAGAAAGUUGGUGCAGUAACAAUGAAGUAAAAAGAUAUCUGGAAGGCAAGAGACAUGCUAUCAGCUAUGCAAGAGAAUCCAACAAGCUAAUAGACCUUCCGGACGACUACAGCUGCCUCAUUAACCAAGCAUCCAAUUUCUCGUGUCCGAAAUCAGGUGGUGAUAAAAGCAGAGCCCCAACGUUGUGCCUUGUGUGUGGGACCAUGCUAUGUUCUCAGAGUUACUGUUGUCAGACUGAAUUAGAAGGAGAAGAUGUUGGAGCCUGUACUGCACAUACGUACACGUGUGGUUCUGGUGUGGGCAUAUUCCUUAGAGUACGAGAAUGUCAGGUGCUAUUUUUAGCUGGAAAAACAAAGGGCUGCUUUUAUCCUCCUCCUUAUCUCGAUGACUAUGGAGAGACAGACCAGGGACUCAGACGCGGGAAUCCCUUACACCUGUGCAAAGAACGAUUUAAAAAGAUUCAAAAACUCUGGCAGCAGCACAGUAUCACAGAGGAAAUUGGACAUGCACAAGAAGCAAAUCAAACACUAGUUGGCAUUGAUUGGCAGCAUUUAUAAUGGUUAUCUACUGAAGACUGGAACUUUAUUAAGAUUUUUGUAACUCAGUAAGCUUUUCAAAGGAGGGAUUAGGAAAAAAAGUCUGAGGAAAAAAAAAAAACAAGACCAGUCCUGUUAUUUAAUCUUUGUUUUACAAUGUAUUUCAUAAAGAUACCAGUUAACAUUAAUCAAGUAAACUUCUUUCUAUGUAAGCAAGUUUUAUUAGUCAUAUAAUUUGCACUGUGCUUCCUUCACAGAAAUGUCUUGGGUUAUAAACCUGGGCAAAUGAACUUGAGUUUCUGAUAAAAAAAGAAUGACUCUUUUUGGAAGUCUGACUAUGAUUUUUCUUAUAAACUGCAAGAGAAAAAGACUGCUGAAACAGAAACUAGAUAGAGCACAAUUACAGAUUGUGUUUUGCCCCUUGCUAGUAAUCUGAGCCGGUUUAUUUAUUAUUCUGCAUUUUAAUACUUAAGCUGUGUGUACAUGCAAUGGAAUGAAGUAAGGAAGCAAAUAAUGUAGCAAAAGGAUGUUUCUGUCUGCAUCAGUGGAUAAUUCACUCUUUCACUUGGUGUAUCUAAAAUGAUUUUGUCAUUUGUACUCUUGCAGCUUUCUUGCUUCCAGUGGUUUUUUAACUAAAAAAACCUAACACUAGCUUUACAAGUAAAAUAAUUUAAUUUAAAGCUUUUUCCAGAGCAUUGCACUCCUUAGAAUUAUGUAGUUUGUAAUUUGAAUUUAGCUGGGAAACCCUUUCACUUUCAAUUAUGUGAUUGGUUAUUGGUAUUCAAGGGUUGACAUUGUGCUUUAGAAGAUAUUUUAAGAUAAUGACAAUACGUAAAACGUCAUGAAAGCUAAUUUUAUGUUAAUUUGCAGAAGCACAGAGGGUAUUUUCUUCAUUUUUGUUAACAGUCAACUUUUAAGGUGCAAAUCCCAUCUCCUUUUUGUUGCAGAUGAACUAAAUGGUUUCCUCUGGCUUUGAAGGGCCACAAUCACACUGCCCACAUUUUUGCAUCUAUUCUUUUUUUUUUUUUUUUUUCUGUUGUCCCAUCAAGUAUAUUUACUUUUUGGCUUGAUUUAAAGCUCUGUAAAGAUGUUUGCAUAUAGUAUAUUUUAUAAAUAUAUUCUAUAACUGCGCAGAUUUGCACUUGAUACGAGGGUGCCUGAAGGCAGUGAGUUUUCUAGUUGUAUGUAAUUAGACCGCCAAGAUGUCUCUAAAAAGUGACAUUAUGCUUACUGAUUUAAAAUAAAAUCCAUUACCUUUAUCUCUCUAUCUUCUGACAAAUUAGUAAGAUCUUAAUUUACAUAGUUCUGUUUCCUUAAUAAUCUGUGGUUCUUUUAGUUAAGUCUUACUUUCUGACUACGUCUUCAGCCCAGAUAAGCAAUCCCUUUACUGUCUGCCGUGUCUUCAGUUACACUUGGUCUGACUGAAUUGUUUCUAUUUUUACAGAUUUAAAGCUUCAGAUAAAUUUUGUAUAUUCAUGGUGUACAGGACAAUUUUUCAAACAUUCAGUAACAGUAUUGAGUGAAGAUGUGAAGUAUGAAAUAAAGAAACUUGGCCAAU
Molecule: messenger RNA, 6799 nt
Organism: Gymnogyps californianus (California condor)
Lineage: Eukaryota; Metazoa; Chordata; Aves; Accipitriformes; Cathartidae
Gene: UBR2
Product: ubiquitin protein ligase E3 component n-recognin 2
Exons: 48
Coding region: 1-5262 (1753 amino acids)
Biological process (GO): ubiquitin-dependent protein catabolic process via the N-end rule pathway
Cellular component (GO): ubiquitin ligase complex; cytoplasm
Molecular function (GO): zinc ion binding; ubiquitin protein ligase activity
Source: RefSeq, a predicted model, not a curated record